GAAAGCGGUACACACGUUGGAAACAUCAUUGGUAUGCAGAUUGUUGAGGGCGGACGAAAAAAUGAAACCGAGCUAGAAAGGAAACGUGAAGAUGAAGAACGAAAUGAGGAUACAUUUGGCAAAACGGACUGUCGAACACAAAGAGAGCGAGCAAUGAGGAAGCUGGAAAAUAAUCCUGAAAACGGAAAUUACAUACCAACCUGUACGGGCGAGAAUGACAUGUAA
Molecule: messenger RNA, 225 nt
Organism: Gongylonema pulchrum
Lineage: Eukaryota; Metazoa; Nematoda; Chromadorea; Rhabditida; Gongylonematidae
Source: the annotation of a GenBank genome assembly